GGCCGAGGUGCGCGACGCCUGGCACCAGGAGCGCCAGCUGCAGGAGCAGGAGCUGCAGCGGCAGCAGGAGGCGCGCGACUGCGACCUGCGCGAGCUGAGCGGUCAGCACGAGCAGAAACUGGCCUCGGUAACGGCCCAGUGGGAGCACGAGCUGGUGGAGAGCCAGCGGCGCGCCCAUCUGGAGGCGGAGGCGCUGCGCCGCCAGGUGGCCGAGCUGCAGCAGCAGGCGGACGAACUGGGUCGCCGCGAGGAGGAGCUCAAGACCGCUAUGGGCCUCAGCAGCAACACAAAGAUCCAGGUCCUCUCCGCUCGCAUCAAGGAGAAGGAGAAGGACAUCCGUUCGCUGAACGCAGUGAUGGAACUGAAGAAGGAGGAGAUCCUGCAGCUGCGUCGGGAUCAGCUGGAGCUGCAGCGGCUGCGUGAGCAUAACGCCAGACUGGAGGAGCGCUGCACCAAAUACCGCGCCAAGGCUGAGGAUCUGGAGGCGCAACUGAGGCAGCGCGCCAUUGUCGAACGGCAACUGUGUGAAGAAAACUGCCGACUGCAGGAGUGCCAGGACAAGGAGACCAAGGCCAACAAACGGCUCUCGAUGGAGAACGAACAGCUGCAGUACAAGCUGCGCAACCAGUCUGACGUGCAGACGACUCCAGGCUCGCUGAGUCUGUCGUCCAUCAUCCGGUCUGCCGCGGCACGCUCCCCCAGCACCUUUGCGCGCGCCUGCAGCGAGUCGCCGCUCACCUCCAGAGUGAGCCCGCGCUCGCCGCUGCGCUCCGACUCGCUGCGCCGGCGUUCGCGUCGCUCGGACGAGGCGUCGCCGCCGCCGCAGGUGACCGCCGUCGUCGAGAAGUCCGACUCCAUCAGCUGGGUGCUGGACAUGGAGGGCGGCGGCCGCGACUCGUCGGCAGAGCCGGACGACGCGGCCGACAGUCUGUCGUGCGACUCGUCCUCGGGCCACGGGCCGAGUCGCGGCGGCUCCGAGAGCUCCGACUGGGAGGCGGCCGAGCACGAGGCGCACGGCGUGUUCUACCAGCUGAAUGCGCCGCCGGGCGCUGCCUCGGGGCCCGCCUCGCUGCCCGCCGCCCUCAACGGCCACAGCAUGCAGGACAUUCCGGAGACGACCGAAGGAACCGAGAUCUAGCCGCGUGGGCGCCGGCCGAUGCCGCCUCCGGCCCGGUACGCGUCGCUGGCGCCGGGCGCACGCGUCGCCGGCUCGCGGGUGAUAUUUAUUGUCGCAGGUGGCGCUGGUGGGAGGUGACGGCGCUUGGUGGCGCUAGUGUGGCGUUACGCGUGACCGGUGCGGGAGGGUCGGCGCGGUUUACGAGGCCAAAUAUUCGAUGUUGAUCCGUGAUCCCAUUCAGCUUGGCGCGCAAGAAGACGUACAUUCCAGGCUUCGGCUUCUGUUCGUAGUCGCCCGUGAUACGUCUGUACAUACUGAGGUGGCCGCCUCACCAUGCUAGCGUGCGCUGCCGCCCGCGCCGCUGUCUGUUGUCAAGCAUCUCUUGACCCGCUCGCUGGGAGACUGCGCGUUUUGCACGGCUGCUGCGCUGCUGAGAUUCUGACGAGUCUCCCCAGCUGUAGUGGAUUCAGUACAAGUACCUGCGCGUCUCGCGCGUUGUCGGUUUUGUCGAUACCUUGAGUUUGUGUACGUGUUGGCUAUAAGAGCGGUGCGCGGACGUUUCUUUUUGCCAGCUCACUCGAGAUAACCACCGGCGCGCCCCGUUUUGGUCAAGUCUGAGCGCGUGCUGUUGUGUGAUGUGGCCGAGUGGGCCGGCGCCGUCGUGUGGCAACUAUGACGCUAGUCUAGUUACGCUGUUGUGGGUCGCGUUCGCUUCGCUGCGGAUGCUGGACGGAGACGCGUGCUGCCAGCUCUCCAUGGUACAGCUGGUGUGUUAGAGCCUGAUGCGGCGGUCCGGUGUGUUCGGAGCACAAGCGUGUAGCCUGCCGAGCCGGCAGAUUUCACCAGCCGUUUGUGUAUUUGUAAUGAAAUAAAUAUAUGGUCGGAAAA
Pollicipes pollicipes is the source of this 2005-nucleotide messenger RNA. RefSeq lists its product as uncharacterized. Bases 269 to 1138 code for a protein of 289 amino acids. Gene Ontology annotation, cellular component: nucleus; cytoplasm. The record is from RefSeq and is a predicted model, not a curated record. Gene Ontology annotation, molecular function: microtubule binding. The transcript is spliced from 5 exons. Lineage: Eukaryota; Metazoa; Arthropoda; Thecostraca; Pollicipedomorpha; Pollicipedidae.